This is a messenger RNA of Dreissena polymorpha, 1741 nucleotides long. RefSeq lists its product as uncharacterized. The record is from RefSeq and is a predicted model, not a curated record. The transcript is spliced from 6 exons. The coding region runs from base 217 to 915 and encodes 232 amino acids. Lineage: Eukaryota; Metazoa; Mollusca; Bivalvia; Myida; Dreissenidae.
GUGAAACAAUUGCAUGCGUGAUUAUUAGUUUCAACACAAGAUGGGUUGUUUAUAAAUAUUAAUUUGGAAUAGCUAUAAAAUACACAUGUGCAUCGCUUUAAUAUUAAUUAUGUGAAUGGAUGCGCUUGGAUAUCACAGGGUGAUAUGGAUAUACACCUUGAAUUAUUCGCGCCCAGUGGCUGAAGGCUUCAUGAAAUUGACGUAAUAAAAGCAGCGAUGGUGACUCGUACAAUGAAAGCUUUUUUCGUGACCCUGUUGUCCGCCUUGUUGGGCAUUUCCCUUGCGAUGGAAUGCCGCACACUGCAACUCCGGAGCGUCCUCCUCUGCCUUAGUGAUGUCAUCAACGGAGUCAACGGUUCUUAUAAUAUACUAGCCGGCUCCGACACGUCUACCGUGGAAGCGUUUUGCCGCGAUGGCACCGUCAACCGAACAGUCCAGUGUCUGGAAAAAUUGUACUCCGAGUGCAGAAAACACGAAGGCUUCGUGGUACAGCCGGAUAUGUGGAGAAAAUCCUUCAGUGACCUAUGCGAUAAUCUUACAAUUCAUGCCCAGUACAGUGACUGUAUUGUUCAACAGAGGUUCUACAUACACAGCUGCUUAAAGAGAAAUGAUGAGUUGUUAGACACAUAUUUGAAACCCUGGGCAGAGACCCAGGAGACAUUCACCAUGAAGAUGUGCAGUUACUUCGAGGGGAUACGUAUCUGUACGUCCCAACCAGUGAGCGACGCCUGUCACGUGGAUGCCGGGAAAUACAUCAGCAGCUUCAUAUACGGAAUCACUCCGAACUCCAUCUGUGAAAACGGAGCAAUUUAUACGGUUUUAAAAUCGCGAUCAUCGGUGUACUCCUAUUAUGGUCAGACAUUAUUUGCUGAAUUUUUGUUUAUAUGCAGUUUUAAGUUGUGCUUUUUUGAAUAAACUAACGUAAAAUAACGUUUAAGUUAGGUAUUCAUACAUAUGCAUGUUGUGAAUUGUUUUACGAUCAUGUAUGUUCAUACUUUGCCAGUAUAUGUUUACUAUAAAACUUGGAAACUGUACAUAACUAAACUUCUGAGAAAUGUGUGUACAUGUGUGUUAUUGAUGGAUUGCUUGAGGUCAUUAGUUGGGUUUGUAUUAGAUUAUUAUUAUUUGAUUAUUUCUACGACAACGUUUAUAUUUUUACUUGAUAAAAAUCGACUAACUAUGCCUUGAACAUGCACACCAUGAUUUGUUUCUGCCUCUCUAUGCAAACUUUUUUGUAACUUGUGUUCACUAUGAUGUGGUGUUUGAAAUCGUAAGGAUGGUGGGUGAUUUAUUAUUAUGGUCAGCAUGUGUCACAUCCUUUUAUCACCAAACUUCUGCGACAGAAAAAUGCUACGUUGUUUCACAUGACAUAUUGUACCAAAAAUAGGCCAUCGUCGACGCUUUUUUCCAGUUGAACCCGUAUGUGAGGCGGAUUAAACGAUGGGAUUCGUGUUGAGUGGUUAAGCAAAUCAGAGUUGUGAAUGUUUUCUUCUUUUAUGAAGAGCUCUUGUUCAAUGAAGAGCAUGCGAUGUAAAUACUUGAAAAGUUACAAUGGUGGAAUGUGAUGUUAUCGCAUUGAUGUCGUUUCUUUUGUAAACACGUUAAUUGGUCCGCAGUUAAAUGUCGUUUUAAAAAUUUGAUAUUGCAUCUUUUUUAUAAUUAAGCACAUAGUGUGGUAAUGUUACCUUAUUCUUAAUAGAAUUUUUUACUAGUUCAUCUCUAAUAAAACACAUGUAUUUGA